AUGUUGACGAUCGACCUCAGCCAGCAAUCAGAGGACGUCCUGUCGGAUAGACACCUCCAGAAAGUGACCGACGUCAUGCUCAAGGCUAAAAAGACCAUUGUUGUUACUGGUGCAGGCAUUUCUUGCAGCAGUGGUAUUCCGGAUUUCCGCUCAGCGGAUGGAUUAUACAAUCUGGUCAAAAAGCAAUAUCCCGACACAGUUUUGAAAGGCAAGGAUCUUUUCGACGCCAACCUGUUCCGCGAUUGCAAAACCACGGCAGUUUUUUACACCUUCAUCUCAGAGCUCCAUGCUCAGACAUUGAAGGCCAAGCCAACACCGACCCACCACUUCAUCAAGAUGCUUUCGGAACGCGGCAAGCUCCUGCGGUGCUAUACACAGAACAUUGAUUGUCUUGAGGAGGAAUUGGGGAUGGAUACUAGUCUGGUGUGCGACAAGGGCAAGGUCAAGAAGGAUGUCAACGUAGUUCAGCUUCAUGGGUCCCUCAGGAGGCUCAAGUGCACGCUCUGCAGUGAGCCCUAUGGCUUCCAGACGGAUUACCAGAAGGUUUUCAAGGAGGGAGAUGCACCCGGAUGCCCAAAGUGCGAGCUGUAUGAUGGUAUUCGUGUUGCGCAGGGAAAGCGGAAGGUGGCUACCGGGACACUGCGACCAGACAUUGUUCUCUACAAUGAGAACCACCCCUUUGGAGACGCGAUUGGCAAGAUUCAGAGCAGCGAUCUUUCGCGAUCACCGGAUGUCCUGUUGGUGAUGGGAACAUCGCUCAAGGUCCAUGGAUUGCGUCUGUUGGUCAGAAAGGCAGCCAAGAUUGUGCACGGGAACAAGAAGGGAUGCGUCAUCUUGGUCAACAAGACCCCGAUUGUCGGCAAGGAGUGGGCAGGUGUGUUUGACUACUUUGUCGAGGGCGAGACGGACGGUUGGUGCAGCAUUGUCGAGAACGCGAUUCGCCAGGUCAAGGUCCAGACCAAGUUGCCGUUCAAGCCCUUGACCCCUGCUCAGGCAGAUGCACAGACACAAAUGGCGAAGGCAAAGGUAGACGAGGCAGUGGGGGGCGAAAAGGAGAUGGAGAAGGAGAAGAAGAGGUCUGUCGUGAAAAAGACGAGCGGGAAGAAGACAGUGGAGAAGAAGACGGCAGAGACGGAAAGGACUGUGACCAGGUCAACAGCAGCAGCAGCAGAGAGGACGGUAGUCAAGCGGAAGCUUGUCCAAGACAAGGAAAACCAGCUUCCUCUGGCGUUCACAAAGAAGCAGAAGGCAACCACCGCAACCAGGGCAUUGGCAGCAAAGAAGGUCUAA
Linnemannia hyalina is the source of this 1290-nucleotide messenger RNA. Lineage: Eukaryota; Fungi; Mortierellomycota; Mortierellomycetes; Mortierellales; Mortierellaceae. The record is from the annotation of a GenBank genome assembly.